Messenger RNA from Piliocolobus tephrosceles (Ugandan red Colobus), 353 nucleotides. Its product is annotated as probable C-mannosyltransferase DPY19L1. The record is from RefSeq and is a predicted model, not a curated record. The transcript has 3 exons. The annotation marks the transcript as partial. Lineage: Eukaryota; Metazoa; Chordata; Mammalia; Primates; Cercopithecidae. Gene Ontology annotation, cellular component: nuclear inner membrane. Gene Ontology annotation, molecular function: mannosyltransferase activity.
GAACUAUAUUAUUCCUAUUUCAAGACUAUUGUGGAAGCACCCUCAUUUUUGAAUGGAGUAUGGAUGAUUAUGAAUGAUAAACUGACUGAAUACCCCCUUGUUAUUAAUACAUUAAAAAGAUUCAAUCUUUACCCUGAGGUAAUUUUAGCCAGCUGGUACUGGAUUUAUACCAAAAUAAUGGACUUGAUUGGUAUUCAAACCAAGAUAUGUUGGACAGUUACCAGAGGAGAAGGACUCAGUCCUAUUGAAAGCUGUGAAGGCUUGGGAGAUUCUGCUUGCUUUUAUGUUGCUGUAAUUUUUAUUUUAAAUGGACUAAUGAUGGCAUUAUUCUUCAUAUAUGGCACAUAUUUAAG